Messenger RNA from Talpa occidentalis (Iberian mole), 1261 nucleotides. It is a transcript of the gene NUBP1, whose product is annotated as NUBP iron-sulfur cluster assembly factor 1, cytosolic. The transcript is spliced from 10 exons. Lineage: Eukaryota; Metazoa; Chordata; Mammalia; Eulipotyphla; Talpidae. The record is from RefSeq and is a predicted model, not a curated record. Bases 32 to 961 code for a protein of 309 amino acids. Gene Ontology annotation, molecular function: ATP binding; ATP-dependent FeS chaperone activity; 4 iron, 4 sulfur cluster binding. Gene Ontology annotation, cellular component: cytosol. Gene Ontology annotation, biological process: iron-sulfur cluster assembly.
CCGGAGCCUGCGUCGGCGCCCCAGCGGCGGCAUGGAGGAGGUGCCUCAGGGAUGUCCCGGGACCGGCACCGCCCAGGCUGGCCAAGGGGCCUCCUGCCAGGGGUGCCCCAACCAGCGGCUGUGCGCUUCUGGAGCCGGCGCCGCCCCGGACCCCGCCAUAGAGGAAAUCAAAGAGAAGAUGAAGACCGUGAAACACAUAAUCUUGGUGUUGUCUGGGAAAGGCGGUGUCGGCAAAAGCACAUUCAGUGCCCACCUGGCCCACGUCCUAGCGGAGGAUGAAAACACACAGGUUGCUCUCCUGGACGUUGAUAUAUGUGGGCCAUCAAUUCCCAAGAUCAUGGGAUUGGAAGGAGAGCAGUUUCUGGAAGACAACCUGGGGGUGAUGUCGGUGGGGUUCUUGCUCAGCAGUCCUGACGAUGCUGUUAUCUGGAGGGGACCAAAGAAGAACGGCAUGAUCAAGCAGUUCCUCCGAGAUGUGGACUGGGGCGAGGUGGACUACCUCGUCGUAGACACCCCGCCUGGCACGUCGGACGAGCACCUGUCGGUGGUCCAGUACCUGACGGCAGCGCGCAUCGACGGGGCGGUGAUAAUCACCACACCUCAGGAGGUGUCUCUCCAGGACGUGCGGAAAGAAAUCAGCUUCUGCCGCAAGGUGAAGCUGCCCAUCAUCGGGGUGGUGGAGAACAUGAGUGGCUUCGUCUGCCCCAAGUGCAAGAAAGAGUCUCAGAUAUUCCCGCCGACGACGGGGGGUGCGGAGGUGAUGUGCCAGGAUCUGAACGUCCCCCUCCUGGGCAAAGUGCCCCUGGACCCACACAUAGGAAAGAGUUGUGACAACGGACAGUCUUUUCUGACCGAUGCACCAGAUUCGCCAGCCACUUUAGCCUACAGAAGCAUAAUUCAAAGAAUCCAGGAGUUCUGCAGCCUGCAUCAGCCAAAAGAAGAGAACCCCCUGCCUUCCUGAACACAGAAGGACGCAGGCGGCCCCGGGGACACAUGGGUCACAGGAAGGGACCGGCCUGGCCUGGUGGAAGCCACUUUUUCAGUUUCAUCCUCUAGUAUUUGUACGCUCCUUUAGAACAUGUGUAAAGGGUGUUCUACCAAACAUGCCGUUUAAAAAAAAAUAAAAAUGUUUCCUCAAACCUCCCCCAAGGCCUGCUUCCCCUGAAAAGCCGCCAGCUGGCAGGCUGGGGAAUUCUUCUCUGGCGGAAACUUGUCCGAUGACAGAACCUCUCACUGAAGCCACUGCCACUUUCAGAGACGA